Molecule: messenger RNA, 1575 nt
Organism: Boeremia exigua
Lineage: Eukaryota; Fungi; Ascomycota; Dothideomycetes; Pleosporales; Didymellaceae
Product: amino acid/polyamine transporter I
Exons: 5
Coding region: 1-1575 (524 amino acids)
Biological process (GO): transmembrane transport
Cellular component (GO): membrane
Molecular function (GO): transmembrane transporter activity
Source: RefSeq, a predicted model, not a curated record
AUGGCUGACUUGAAGUCUGAGGCUGAGGCAGUGGCACAGCCUCGCGACAACGAGUCACAGCAAGACGAUGUCGUCUUGGAGAAGAAGGGCACUGCUGGUGACCAGAAAGACAUGUAUCGAAUGGGAAAACAGCAGGAGCUACGACGUAACUUCCGCUUCGUUUCGAUCUUCGGGUACUCAAUGGUCCUCAUGGCGACGUGGGAAACGAUAUUGACAACUCUGAUUAUCCCCCUGACGAACGGAGGCACCGGAGGCGCAAUUGUCAUGUUCCUCGUCACUGCGGUCUGCAUGGGCUUCGUGAUAGUUUCCAUGGCGGAGAUGGCUUCAAUGGCGCCCACUUCCGGCGGCCAAUAUCACUGGGUUUCCGAAUUCGCGCCCAAAAAGCACCAGAAAUUUCUAUCUUACAUCGUGGGAUGGCUGUGUGUUCUUGGAUGGCAGACGGGUAUUGCCUCUAUCGCUUUCCUUGCGGGUGGCCAGAUCCAGGGGCUUGUGAUCCUCAACAACGGCAGCUACGUGCCUGAGCGAUGGCACGGUACGUUAUUGGUCAUUGCUGUAGCGACCUUCGCCAUCCUCUUCAACACUCUGCUCGCUAGGAAGCUGCCUCUUGUUGAAGGCAUCGUCUUGGUUCUACACAUCUUCGGGUUCUUUGCCGUUUUUAUCACCAUGUGGGUGCUGGGGCCGCGCAGUCCUUCCAAGGAGGUGUUUGGCGGCUUUGCCGACAAUGCUGGGUGGGGCAGCGUAGGUCUGUCUGUGCUGGUAGGACAAUUGGCGCCAAUCUUCUCUCUUCUGGGGGCUGACGCAGCUACACACAUGUCUGAAGAGCUGAAAGACGCCUCUUACACUCUCCCACGAGCGAUGAUCUGGACUGCAGUGAUCAACAGCUGUUUGGGAUUCCUCAUGUUGGUAACGUUCUGCUUUUGCCUCGGCGAUGUAGAAAGUGCCAUCAUGUCACCCACAGGACAACCGCAUAUCCAGAUCAUGUACAACGCUACUCAGUCGAUCCCAGGUGCGACUGCGCUCGCAUCUAUUACCACCAUCAUGGCUGUUUUUGGAUGUGUCAACAACGUUGCCACCUGCUCUCGCCAGCUCUUCGCCUUUGCCAGAGAUCAGGGCGUACCCUACAGCGCGUUCCUGUCGCAUGUUCGUCCAGGUUGGGAUAUCCCUCUCAACAGCGUCAUCGUGUCCUUCAUCAUCGCUAUCGGGCUUUCGCUCAUCAAUAUCGGAAGCACUGUCGCGUUUAACUCUGUUGCCUCGCUAGGUACGUGUGCACUGCUCUCGUCCUACAUCAUCAGCAUCUCGUGCAUGUUCGUCAAGAGGUGGAAUGGUGAGCCUCUUCUUCCAUGCAAGUUCUCUCUUGGACGUGCAGGCAUCUGGGUUAACGGCAUAUCUGUUGUCUACUUGUGUGUAGCAUUGACGUUUGCCUUCUUCCCUACCUUCCCGAACCCUACACCUGACUUGAUGAACUGGAACAUCUUGAUCUACGGCGUUGUUGUUAUCUUUUCCCUGGUCUACUUUGGUCUGAAAGGGCGAAAGGUGUAUGUUGGACCUGUGGAAUACCUCAACAAAGACCUUUGA